CCUCGACGCAGGUGACGUGAGCGCGGUCCACGUGACUAGGGGUGUGUUCCGGCGGUUCAGUUUUACUGCACUCUACUCCGUACAGCCAGCCCGCCUGGCCCCAAGUUUUCACCAGCACCUCAUUGUUAGCAACGAUGCUCCAACAUCGUGUGACAGUUUGGCGACCUCGGUCUGCUAGACUGCUCGAUCGGACAUUGCCGCUUGUCCGCCGGUUCUCUGCCAUCCAGCAACGAGCGACGGACAAACCGCCGCAGCGAUUCGAUAAUACAAAGUGGAUCCGUUCUGAAGAUGGCAAUUCUCGCCCCCCGAGAACUGGUUCGAAGCCUGCGAACUCUGAACGCCCCGGCGCUCGACGAGUCUUCGACGCACGAUCUCUCGCAGCUCCCAGGGCCGGUGGCCAGCCUGCAAAUGUUAUAAGAAAUCCCCGGCUCCGGAACCCUCGUAGUGGUUCCCCAGCAUACGGACGUGGGCCCCGGCCUCCUUUCAGACCCGCCGCCCCGAAGAAGAAAGAACCUCGCAAACGAACCGCCCGACCACAAGACUUGGAGGAAGGGGGAGAGAUGCAAAAGUCCGAAAUCGAACAAGCCUAUCGCAAACUCGCAGAGCGAACAAAACUUUCCCCGAGCCAUUAUAAUCCCCAGCCCCCCACGCUGUCCAAUCUGGAAAGAACAUUGCCUUCUUUCCCAACGAAUUCAGGCGCUCAUCAUUCCGCAGUCCUCGAGAAGCUGCUACGCCUAAGCGAUCGCACCCCAAAUGGAUAUAUUCCACCUCAUGAGCUUGGUCAGCGGCUUUUGAAUGGACAAUAUGUUCACUUUUUGGACGAGGAAGAGAAAUCUCAGGCCCUGGUGGAAGCCCAGAAGCUUUCGCAACAGCGUGCGGAUGCUUAUUCACAGCGCAAAGGCGAGCUUGUGGAACCGGAGAAGGUAGACCUUGCACCGAUAAACACGGACGACCGGGCAUUUCUGUUACAGUCUUUGGUUCAAGGAAAAUACACCAAAGAUGAACAUGUUGGCAAGUCUGCCGUGGUUGGCGAAGUCAUCAGGAAUCUUGCCAACAAUGAGACAUAUCAAACAAGCGGCAAGAGCGCGCAGUUUGUGUCCAAACUUGAAUCUCUUAUGGCGUCAAGUCGUCCUAUGAAGCGUGCGUGAGGAUAUACUGAAGUUUGCAGAAGCAAGAAUGUCUGAAUGUAAAUGGAGUGGUUUGUACUAGAAGAUUUA
This is a messenger RNA of Aspergillus melleus, 1217 nucleotides long. RefSeq lists its product as uncharacterized. NCBI's taxonomy places the organism in Eukaryota, Fungi, Ascomycota, Eurotiomycetes, Eurotiales, Aspergillaceae. The transcript is spliced from 2 exons. The record is from RefSeq and is a predicted model, not a curated record. Bases 135 to 1148 code for a protein of 337 amino acids.